AUGUCACUUGUCAAUUUGGAUUUUACCAUUUUGCCCUUUUUGUAUUUUAUAAUUAUUUUGCUGUUCUUAUUAAGAAAGCCGCAUAUUAAACAGAUAAGUUUAGUGAUAAUUUGUAAAAAGCAAGUUGUUGUUCGAGAAACAUGACUGGCUCGGACGAUUCCAAGGAAAAAGACGAAUCUAAUACAGGUAAUAAUUUAAAAGUCGAUCCAGAAAAUUCAGGUGUCCAGGAAAAUGCAAAGGAGGAUAAACACGAAGACGUGCCUGAUGAUUUUUUCGAUGAUUUUGAAAAGGAAGACUUCAUGGCUGGACUAGAUAUCGUCGACGAAGAUGAGGAAGGAGAAGCGCAGGAAGAAAGGGACAAAUUUACUAUAGAAAAACAGGUGGAAAAGGAGAUUCCAAUUAAAAAAACCAAGAAGAAAAUCGAGAGGGUGAGGAAAAAGAUUAAGAAACCUGCCAAAUCAGCGAACCAAGAAGGGAUCGUAUUGACCGCGGAUGAAGAACUGAAACAACUCGAUGCGGAAAUUGACAAAGCGAAAACCACAAACAAACCGAAGAAGCAAAAAAUCACCAUCGAUGCAGACACAUUUGAUAUUCGAAGGGAUCCGGAAAAAACGCGACAAGCAAUUCAAAAGGACAAAAUUAAGACGGCCAAGGACAAGGAAAAACGACGUAUAACUGACAUAGUUCAAACUGGUUUAGUGCCUCCGGGAAUGGAACUGGAAGUAGACCUGGAAGACGUGCAACAAAAUUACAGACCGAUUCGUGACCUGCGCGAAAAAUUAAAACCGAAAAAGUCGAGAACUCGUUCGCCUCAAAAAACACACGACAGCCCGCCUAAAAAAAGGAGAAGUCGCUCGAAAAAUAAGGUAUCGCCAAAAAGAAAAAGCCAAUCGAAAAAUAAGUUAUCUCCGAAAAGAAAAAGCCAAUCAAAAAAUAGGAUAUCUCCAAAAAGAAAAAGCCGGUCGAAAAAUAGAUCUCCAAGAAAACAAUCACCGUCACCUCCGAGGAAACGCUCAUCCAAGUCCCCUCUAAGACGUAGAAGAGCGGACACAAGGAAUCUAGUCUAUAGAAGGAGUCCCUAUAGGUCGAAAUCUCCCAGGAGAAGCCCGAUCAGGAGGAGUCCCAAGUAUAACUUGAGGCGCAGUCCACCGAUGUAUCCAAGAAAAUCCAGAAGUCGAAGUCCGAUUCUUGUCAGGCGUCGUUCCAGAGAUCGCGGGACGUCGCCCUUGUAUCGCAGGUCGAGGAACCGGAGUUCGAGUCCUAGACCGAGGAGAUACAGGUCCAGGUCGAGGUCGCCUCGUAAACCAUUGAGGAAUAAGGAGAAAAUGUCGUUUUUAGAGGAGUUAGCCGUUAAACUUAAUGAAACACGAGCUCCUAGUGCGCCUGUUAUCCCGCCUGCUCCUGUCAUGUACAGCGUAACUGUACCUCCCCAACCAGUGGUAGUUCCAGCGCCAGUUCCGGCACCCGUACCUCAAGUACCCUAUUUUCCUCCUGUGGUUCCAAGAGCUCCUGCGCAACCGCCGCCUCAGCAGCAGCAGCCCUACGAUCCGUACGACCAGAGUUUUUUCAUCGGAACUCCCCCAUCCAAACAGCCUGGGCCAUCUCAACAGCAUUCCAAUGGGGUACCUGCCAAGAACAAGAUGCCCUCUAUCGCAAAAUUAUUCGAAGACCAGAAGAUUAGGCUUAGCGAUUAUUUGGCGAUCACGGCCAAGCCACAAGUGAGUAGUUCAACGUCAGAAAAGUUGCAGGAGAAAAUUAGGGCCAUCCAGCGCUGCCAGGAAGCCGUCAAGAUCCUCAGCGAGAAACGAUUUUCCGGACCUCUCUUGAUCACGAAAACGGACACGUACAAGCCGCCCAUCGACGAUCAGCGCGUGUCGCCGUUGCUGAGGAGACCCGUGGUCCUGUUCCCCUUCACCACCGCUGGACCGAAGAGGAAACCCGAAUUCGAGGUCAAGCACCGGUGCAAGUCGCUGCUGGAGCGGCUCGGAGCCAAAAACACCACGUCCAACCUGAUCGUCGUCCAGUCCGACAGAAAGGCUCCCGCGGCCCCCAAGAUCACCGAAGUCCCCAAGAAAGAAUUCGUUCAGUUUAAGCAUAAGUUAGAGUCUUACAAUAAGCCUGCCCCUCCGAAAAUACCGGUCAUUACCAAGUCGUUUAGUACUCAAACCGAUCGGGAACUAUCAAUUUGUAGGGAGUGUUUUCACAGGAAGGGUAUACUGUACGCGAAUUGCGGGGUUCAAACGGGGAAUCCCGUCAUAACGUUUUCGGUGGGUACUCAAGUGUACGAGUCCGAUUUCUACUCGAUGAUCCCCAAAACUCAAUCUCUGGCGUCUCUGACACCCGCUCAGUUGCUCGGGAAGCAACUGAUGACCGGCGAUAACGCUCGUAACAAGAAUUUAGACGUUUUCGGUCUGCAUCAGGGAAACAGACCGAGCCUACAUGAAAGUCGGUCGUUUUUACCUUUCACUAACCCUACCGCGCCUGCUCAGUCGUUUCAAAAUAACUCAGGGGAUUCGCGGUACCCUCCGCCACCACCUCCACCACUGUUGAGUUCGUUUUUUAUGUCCAAUAUGAAUCAGAAUACGCAGACGCCGUUUAAUAGUGAUCAUAACCGGAGGGGCAAUAGUUAUAAUAGUAAUCAGAGGUUUUAGGGUACAUAGAUGUUUUUAGAUAGUAAGAAGUUAGCUUUAAGAACACGUUGCUUUUAUCAUGUUGCGCGAGAUGAUUUUGAUUGUUCUUUUUUGUUUUUAGUGUUUUCAACACUAGCAAGAUUGUAAAUUUUCUUUAUGUAUAAAAUAUAAACGGUGUAACAAUUAAAAUAAA
Molecule: messenger RNA, 2823 nt
Organism: Sitophilus oryzae (rice weevil)
Lineage: Eukaryota; Metazoa; Arthropoda; Insecta; Coleoptera; Curculionidae
Product: serine/arginine repetitive matrix protein 1-like
Exons: 4
Coding region: 141-2651 (836 amino acids)
Source: RefSeq, a predicted model, not a curated record